UUUUUGCCUAUAAGAAGAAGAAGAAGAAGAGGAGGGGACAAAAAAGAAAAAAGAGCAUAUAAUAUAGGAUGUCAGUCAUGAAUUGGUUUUUAUUCAUUCUGAAUAAUAAACCUGAUCUGGUCUAGGACUAGCUAGCUAGAAACUCCCCGUACGUACGUACGUAGUGAUCAUGGCUCGAAAAAUGACUACGGAUCACGAAGAACUUCUGGUGAGGCAGAUUUGGUCCACCCAUGAACCUGAUGGGCGUUGGCUCGAUGCAGAGCUUCUGGUUCGUGUGGUGAAGGACAUUAUGUUGUUCACAGAUCAGGAAUAUUCACAAGUGUCCAAUUACCAACAGGGUGACCAAUAUUUAGUUAGGUCAAGUGAUAUUGAGGUGAUUGGAUCAGAAGAACAGUUGGGAAAUGUCAUUGCCAAGAUCUCUAAUGAGAUGCUCCGUGGAUGGUGUAUGGGAAGGCAUCAUGAUCAUGAUAUCCACAUGCAUCAUGAGGACAGUACCACACUGGUCUUGUUUAAUCAUCUGUUAAGACACUACAAUUGGGAUGCAAAAGCAUCUCUAGUUCUUGCUGCUUUUGCUUUGAGAUUUGCAGAUUUCUGUCUUCCCAUUUUCUUGUUGUCUCACCAUUCCAACAUUAAUAAUCCCUUGGCAGCUCAUAUUGCAAAACUAAAGAACUUUCCCAAUGACUUGAUCAGCAUACUCAGACCCCGGUUUCGGGCCUUAAGGGAGUUUGUGGAUGCCAUGGUUUCCAUAACUAAAUGUAUUAUCCGCUUUCAAGGCCUGCCAUUGCAACACGUCAGCUUGGAUCAUGAUCCCAUUUUUCCCACUACCAAGCCUUUGAUUCACAAUGCUGUUUUUUGGGUCGUUAAAAGUGCCUCCAUUUGCUUUUCUUCAAUCAUGGAUUUGAAUUGUACCAAAACCGAUAAAGAAAUAGAGACUAUUACGAUAUGGAAACUAUCCUCUUUUUCAAACAAGUUAACCACCUUAAGGGACGAGCUUGCGCAACACGUGGAUUCUUGUUAUGAGCUAACAGAUGCAAAGUUAUAUAACAAGUUUCUGACUUUGUUCAAGGAUCCUACCAGCACUGACAACCAAAAUGUUCUUAGCAUGUUGUUUGCAUUAAAAGAUCAAUUCCCACUUAUGUCUUCUUCCUUGUCAAAGCUUGGUGUUUCUGAACUGAAGAACAAGACAGUCGCUUGUUUUAUUUCAAGGCCGGAGCUUUUGUCCAUUGAUCAACUAAUCUUGCUAAUACAGCAGUUGUACGAUGAUCCUUAUAGAACAAAGUUACAAGGAAGCUUUGACAUCGUAUGGUUUCCCAUUUCGUCCUCCAGCUGGUCUCAAUCCGAAAUGGAUGCCUUUUAUUUUCUUGCAAACUCUUUGCCAUGGCUGUCAGUAAGGCAGCCAUGGAGGAUCAGUCCGGUGGUGAUAAAGUUUAUGAAAGCAGAAUGGAACUUCAACGGAGGAGAACCCAUAAUGGUGGUUAUGGAUCCAGGAGGUAGAGUUACAAACGUAAAUGGACUAGAUAUGAUGCUAAUUUGGGGGAUUAGAUCCUACCCAUUCUCUACUGAGAAAGAAAGAGAGCUUUGGGAAGUUGAGAAAUGGAGCCUGCAACUCUUACUGGGCAGGAUUGACCCUCUAGUAAUGAAGUGGGUUGAAGAAGAUAAAAACAUAUGCAUGUAUGGAAGCAGGAAGGUUGAAUGGAUUUGUGAAUUCAAAGAGGAGAUGGAUAAGAUAAUAAGGACUGGGUUGGAUCUUGGGAUGAUAAGUUUGGGUAGUUAUAACAGUCAAUUGAAGAAAAAGACAAGAGAAGUAAUGUUCUGGAUUCGAGCAGAGAGCAUGAGAAGGUUUAGGAGAAGGCAGGAGGAGGAUAAUUGGAAAAUGGUGGAGAAGUUGAUGGAGAGUGAUGAAGAAGGGUGGGUGAUUUUUGGAAAGGGAAGUGAUUUGGUGAUGUUAAAAGGGAUGGAGAAAGUAAGGGAGUGUUUGGAGAUGUUUCAAAAGACAUGGGGAAAGAAUGUGGCUAAGUUUGGAGUUGCAGGUGCAAUUAGGAGAGCUUUCAACAAACCAUCAUCUUCAGAUCAUGAAGCAGUUGUGGUUGUUCCAUAUUCUAGUCAUGAUCAGCACCAGCAGGAGGGUGACACUUUAUUGUUGUGUGAUAGAUGUGAGAGUCCCAUGGAGAAGUUUGUCUUGUAUAAAUGUGAUGGGAAACUUGAAUAAAUAA
This is a messenger RNA of Impatiens glandulifera, 2213 nucleotides long. RefSeq names its product protein SIEVE ELEMENT OCCLUSION C-like. The record is from RefSeq and is a predicted model, not a curated record. Gene Ontology annotation, biological process: phloem development. The coding region runs from base 170 to 2209 and encodes 679 amino acids. Lineage: Eukaryota; Viridiplantae; Streptophyta; Magnoliopsida; Ericales; Balsaminaceae. The transcript is spliced from 6 exons.